This is a messenger RNA of Apodemus sylvaticus (European woodmouse), 7346 nucleotides long. RefSeq names its product ligand dependent nuclear receptor corepressor like (gene Lcorl). NCBI's taxonomy places the organism in Eukaryota, Metazoa, Chordata, Mammalia, Rodentia, Muridae. Gene Ontology annotation, biological process: regulation of transcription by RNA polymerase II. Gene Ontology annotation, cellular component: nucleus. Bases 170 to 5734 code for a protein of 1854 amino acids. The transcript has 7 exons. The record is from RefSeq and is a predicted model, not a curated record. Gene Ontology annotation, molecular function: DNA binding.
CAGAGGGAGCGGUGGGAGGGGGAGGGGAGGGCUAAAGGAAGGUAGUGACACGUGUCAAUCAACCCCCCUCCGGGGGGCGCGCGCUCCGGGGCUCGCGCCGAGGGCUCGCGCCCCUGCCUCGUGCCUGCGCCGCUCGUAUGUAAAUGAGGGCGCGUGACGCGGGACGCAGAUGGACAAGGGAAGAGAGAGAAUGGCCGCUGCCGCCGCUGCUGCCGCCGCCGCCGCUGCCGCUCAGUGCCGGAGCCCUCGGUGCGCGGCGGAGAGAAGAGGAUUCCGGCGGGAACUCGACUCUUGGCGCCACCGCCUCAUGCACUGUGUAGGUUUUGAGAGUAUUUUAGAAGGGCUUUAUGGACCCCGGCUACGAAGAGACCUCAGUUUAUUUGAAGACUGUGAACCAGAAGAGCUGACUGACUGGUCUAUGGAUGAAAAAUGUUCAUUUUGUAACCUACAGAGAGAAGCAGUCAGUGAUUGUAUACCAUCUCUUGAGUCUUCACAGUCAACGCCAACAGAGGAGCUAUCAUCUCAGGGCCAGUCCCACACUGAUAAGAUUGAAUGCCAAGCAGAAAAUUACUUAAAUGCACUCUUUCGAAAGAAAGAUCUUCCUCAGAACUGUGAUCCUAACAUUCCCUUAGUUGCUCAGGAAUUAAUGAAAAAAAUGAUACGUCAGUUUGCAAUUGAGUACAUCUCAAAAAGCGGUAAAAUUCAAGAAAAUAGAAAUGGUUCAAUUGGAGCAAGUCUCGUAUGUAAAAGUAUCCAAAUGAACCAAGCAGAGAACUGUCUUCAGGAUGAGCAAGAAGGCCCCUUAGACCUCACUGUGACUCGAAUGCAAGAGCAAACUGCUCAGCAAGGGGAUGGAGUUUUAGAUCUCUCUACAAAGAAAACCAGCAUAAAAUCUGAAGAGUCAUCCAUAUGUGAUCCUUCUUCUGAAAAUGCAGUGGCUGGUUCAACUGUUGAUGCAAAAUCAGAGGAAGCUACUAAAAUGGAAAAAGGAAAAUCAGCAUUAAGCAAAGUUUUGGAAUCUUUGUGCAUACAUCACCAUCAACAAGUUUUGGCUAUGUUGAAAUUUCUAGUCCAAGAGCAGAAUGCUGCUUCUCUUUGCUGUUGUAAUUCAUCAUGUGCUAUGUCUUCAGAAUCUCAAAAGCCCCUAUUGGAGGAUGGUUUUCAUGGUCUGUUCUGUAGCUGUGAAUAUAGACUGGCAGAAAGAGGGUGUUUACACAAUGAGAGACAAAGCCCUGGUUUAGUGCCUCUGCCAGUCUGUAUUAAAGAAUUACAUUGUUUGUCUUGUCCAACUGUAACGGUCGAACACAUUAAGACAGUAAUGAAUAGAGAAAUUGAAAACAGUUCUAAUCCACACAGGUGCUGUUGUGGACAGUUAGCAAAGACUCAAUCUACAAAACCAGCCUGUCACAGUCCUCCCUUGUCAAGGGAAGUUUGUGAUCUUUCAGUUACUCUUCAAGAUGCCUGUAGAUCUCGAAGUCCCUCGCCCCCACCAUUAUCACCUGUGGAGACUGAAGGAUUUGAAAAAUGUAAAGACAUCGUCUCAGAGCUUUCAGCCUUAGAAAAUAACAAAUUUGAGGCAAGCAUUAACCAGCCUCCGGCUCUCACACCAGCAGAGAUAAGCACUAACAAAUGUGUCCACGACAGCAAAAUACAGAAAACCAAGAAGUUUAAUAAUUCUGAUUCUGUGCUCUUGGGUGCCAGUGGUAGUUAUACUACAAAUCAUGAAAAGGGUGAAACAGCUGUAAUUUUUCAAGAUUUAAUGGACCGUAUUAAUGAAAAAUUAAAAUCAAUCGAAACCACAGAUAUAGCAAACCUCAUAAAAGUAUCUAGUACUGAUUGUGAUUCAGUCAAUGAUUUUAAAUUGGGAGAUUUAAUAACAUCUCUCUUGCACAGUGCAACAGCCAGUGAUUAUAGUUUUAUGGAAUUGCUGAGUCAACAUGAUAAAAAGGUAGAAAAUAAAAUUAUUCAGACAAGAUCUCGAAAACGUCAACAAACAUUACUUGCAAUGCAUAACUCUCCUGAUUCACCUGUGGUCAGAAGACAGUCUUUACAGAUAAAAAGAGAACUUGCCAGUUUUGAUGAAAACUUUCUGAGAAAAAGGUACAGUGAUAAAAAUUCAAGAAAAUUGUCAUACAAUAAGAUGCUUUCAGUGAACAAAGAAGAAUUCCAGCCUUGUCAAGAGCCUUUGAAAAAUUCUAAAAGCUUUCAGAAUGAAAAUUAUGAAGAAACAUUGUUUACACCAAAUGACGUAGCACCAUCCUCUCAGGUACCUCUUGGGAGUUUAGAUAGUAACUUUGCUCUUGAUCAAUUUUCAGAAAAUUUUAAAGCAACUUCAUUUGAGAAAAUGAGCCAAAGAAAAUCACAGGAGAGGUCUACAGCUGAGAAACUAACUGUACAAAAUAAUAGGGAAAAUACAAAACUAGAAAAUACUCCAACACUUUUGAGAACUGAUGCUCCUCUUUUGAGCAGAACUAAACGAAAUAUUGUGCCUCCAGGGUGGUAUUCUAUAUAUGUAACAAACGAUUCUGUUUCCAAAAAGUUUCUCGAGAACAAAAGAAUAUCAGACUCUGUACAUGGAAAAGAUCCAGUCAGAGAUCCAACUGGAAGUUUUCAAAAUAUAGAUUUGAAUAAAAUUGCAAUGAAUUCUACUUUGCAAGUUGUUGUAGAGCGUUUAGAAGACACAAUAAAUAUGGCUCAGAGGUCUUGGACUAGUCAAGAACUAUCUGAAGGAUUUAAAGCAUCCAAGAAAUUGAUAGAAACAGGUGAUAAAGACCAAAGUGCUAGGAGAGGUUUGACUUUAAGUAGAAUAGCUUGUAAAAAUCAGGGUUUAUCAAAAUCUGUAUUAGCAUCUAGCAAUGAAAGAAGUCAUGGUGUGUCUGUAAUGGAUUUGAACAAGACAGUUGAUAAUGGGAAGACAUCACCCAUUUUAGAGGGAGGUAGCUCGACAUCCAGUGUUGAAAGUUUGCCAACAAAAUGCGAAGUUAUUGAAAGUUCUGUUUCUAACUAUUCUAGUCCUAUCAAACUCAUGUUUUUAUCUGAGAUUAAAAGCAGUGAAGGCAUCAAAUACACUUUAACUUCAGUCAGCGCAUCACAGUCAAAUGUUGAUUUUGAUUCUCACAAACAUAAAACCCAUCAGAUGACUGGAAGAAAAAUGGAAGCAAAUGAAGACACACCAAACACUAGCUUUGCAGAUUAUAGUUCUAAUCAUGAUGAUACUAACCUUCAAAGUAAAUUGAACCAAUUUAACUGUGUACAUGAGGCUAUACCGGCAUCUGCUGAGUUUACUGACAGUUUAAACAAUGAUAAGCCACAAGAAGACCCUAAAGGAAAAUCAAAUGAUGUUGUUGACUUACCAUAUAAAAGAAAGCCAGGUAGACCUAAAAAAAUUGGUCCCCAAGUUGUGAAGCAGACUAAACGGCCAAUUGGAAGACCACCAAAACCUAAAGCUGGUCAGUCAGAUGUCAGUGUUUGCCAAAAUGAAUCUUUUAGCCCUAGAAAGGAAAAUUCAGAGUCUUUCAUAUCAGAAAUCAAAGAUGUUUCCAGAAAGACUAUUAUUGUCACUGUUGUUUAUGGAAGAUCAAGAAGAACCAAGAGAUGUGUUUCUGAAGGAAGCAUAAACAUCAGCAAUAUCUCACUGAACACUGAUGUCUCUAACUUUUCAGUUAACUCUAAUUGUCUCAGAAAUACUAAAGCUCAUGAGAUUGGCUAUGGUGAAAGUCUGAGUGCUGGGUCAAGAUUGACAACUCAAAGUGGGGUUUUUGAUUCUGACUUUGAAUAUGUUAGACCUAUCAAGAGCAAUUCUAUGAUACCUCAGACUUCCAAGAACAUUGUUCGACUAAACCAAAAGCCUUUGUCAAUUGUUAGGAAGCCUGGUAGACCUGCAAAAGUGAAAAUUUCUGGUAUAUCUGUGACUGUUAAUAGAGUUUCACCUCAGGAAAGAGAAGUACGUGUUAGCAGCUGUUUACCUCCUUUAGAUCAGGAGAUAAUGUUAGAGAAAACUUGCCUAAAAGAAAAUCUUGACCAACAGUGCAGUAAUGUGGAUAACAUCAAGCAUACCAAUGUUGAUAUACUUAAGAAUGAAUCAAAUAGUACUGUUGCUUCUAUACCUCCAAAAUACUCUAUUAGGGCUAGAAAACCUUCUUUGCAUUUCUUACAUUCAUUUGCAUCUUCUGGCUCACUCACUUAUAAAAAUGCUCUCCGUCAUAAAUCGUGUAAACUUCAUUUGCAUAAAUGCAAAAAUCCAAAGAAAAAAUACAGGCAGUCAAGUUUUAGACUAGCUUCCAAAGGUAUCCCAAGAUCUAGAUGUUCAAAGAAAGCAAAAAAUUAUUUGGAAGAUAAAAAAUUAAUGCCUGUUUCUGAAGUGUCCUUGGACCCUGUAAUUUCAUCCAACCCUUUACUAAGGUGGUGGGCUACUUCUGUUUCAAAUGAUUCCUUGUUACAGGAAUUAAACAAUAGAUUUGAACAAAUAACAAAUGCAUGGGUUCAGGUGAGUAAAGAUGAAGCUCAAAAUUUUGUUCAUAAAACAGAAUACACUAAAGGUGAUCAUUUCAAAGCAGCAAGCCCUUUGGAAACUUGUCUUCUAGAACUUGAAGUAUCACCUGUAAAAAUGCUUUUUCAGAAAAAGUAUAAUUUGAAUGAACUUUGUACCUGGUUUAUGCAAACAACCGAAACACAGUCCCUUUCACUAGUUAGAAAAGCAAAUGCUCGAAACCCUUUGGAAGUGAUAAGCACCAAGGGCAUUAAGUUAGGGGUGAAAUGCUGUGGAUUUAAUGCCAGCCCCUUCAGGAAGCACUUUAAAAAAUUUGCAGUCUCUUCUCCUUCAAAACCAGCUGGAAAAUUUCAUAUACUACAUAAAAUGGCUGGCUCACCACUCUUAAAUAUGAAAAGUAAUUUAACAUUAGCAAGGUUAAAAAGGACGGAGUUUAAGAGUUUGCACUGUGAAAGGUGGAGAAGAGAGGAAAGGCCAUACAGACACAGAACAGUUGAUUGGAGCUCAAAAAGAAGGAACUUAAGAUUGUUCAGCCAGAAUCAAUCGUGGACUAACAUGGAGGGGCAGACAAAUGCAGAGACAUCACUCAGUGGGAAAAGCACAGUAGGUAACCAGUGGGCUUCACCCCCAAAACCCAGAGUCACCUUUGCUAAAAAGGGGGUGGCAGUACGUGACUUCAGAACACAUGGUAGUUUAGAGAGUAAAUUUAAUGGAACAGGGUGUGGUCAGAUUGACUCUGAAAAGGAACCAAUAUUGGAAAAUGUAUCUUCCCACAAUUGGAGGUCAAAAACUUUAAAAGACUGUAGAAUAUUUUUGAGGAAGAUCAACUGUCUUGAACACAGAGAUACUUUUAAGCUAAAUACAAUAAUUUAUUCUCCUGAAUCUGUUGACAGUGGAGGUAAUCAGGCACAAUCAAAGGAAUCAAAGCGUUUUACUUUAAGGUCCCAUUCUGCAAGGCAAAAUUUCUUUAAAAAGCAAAAUGAAGAAAGAGAAAAUCCCAAAGUAAAUAGUCCUGCAAGUGAUAGAUUGACUGAUGAACUCAACAGUAGUCAGUUAAGUAAGCAUGUUAACUUUGACAAGAAUCCCGAUAAUUCUGGGGCUCUUAGCAAAUUAAGCAAAAGAAAAAGACCACCAUGGAAGACCACAGAAAUGUCAGCAAAAAGACAUAAACGACAGUCUUACAACAGUGGACAAAUGGCAAACUAUUGUACAAAAUCCCAAGUAGGUAAGUUUUUCUCUCCUUAAUUUUAAAGUUUCAUUGUAGGUGCCUUGAGUAAAACAUAAGCUAGUAGGUAGAAAAGGAACAGCUAAUUCGGUUCUAAUUUGUUUCUAAAGCAUUUGAACAACUUCAUUUCUUGGCACCUAGUAUGAAACUCAUCAAAUUAGGUGCUGCUAGAUGUAGUGCACUUUACUGCUAAGCUUCUGGCAUUCAAACCACAAGCAAAUACAUGUAGAAGAGACACGAAGAGCAUCACGAAAAUAGGCCAUGAAUGUAUUUGAUAGGUGACUGAACAGCUAACUAAAAAUUCACUAUUGCAGGCUAAUACUUGAUUAUUCUCAAAAAUACCAACUAUGAAAAUAUAUAGAAAACAGCUAAAGUGGUCUUAGAGACCGUAACAAUGUAAUCCUGAGGUAUAAAUCUUCCUCAUUAAGCUGUUACUCUACUUGAUACUGUUUUGAAAACCUACUGCAAGACUGCUUAUAUAGAAGGUGGUAUACUAAAUUUUUUUUCAAUGAUCAUCAGGUAUAUUAAGUGGGCUUCUAUGUUAGAGCUCACUUGUGCAGAUAUAAAGAGGAGAAUUCCUUAAUGUAGCUGAGCAAGUCCCUGUUAGGGUCAUUUCAGAUUGAGAAUGGAAUCAGAAGUUAAGUGGUAGUGAUGGACCUUAUUAAGAUACACUGACAGCUUUGGUACACCAGGGAGAUAAUUGCCCUUUGAAUGUAGUGAUAAUGUGAGCAUGGCAGUUGCCUGAAUAACCAUUUCCCACCUACUACCCACUGGUGAGGUACUAAACAGUGCAGGAUAAUAGAUAGGAGACUUUUCAGAUUCCAUCUUCACAAUGAAAGAAUGCCAAGUUAUAUGUUUAGAGAGGAUAUUUUAUGGCUUGUGUUCAUUUUUACAUUUGUGUAACUUAGGAAAAUCUUUGGGUACUUAGGGAAGUAUUAGUGUCUUACUAGAGUCAAUAACAUCAGGUCUCAUUAAAAUAUUAAGCACAGUAAUUAAGUUGAAAAGUUUUACAUGGACUUUAUGUGUACCCCCACCCUCGGUUCCAUUAACUGAAUAAUUUUAACAUGCAUAAUCCAGUACUGUGUAACAUAUAAUGAUAAAAAUUUCAAAUAACUGGCAUGAAAUGACUAAAUGCUUAAAGGAGGUCAAAUUGGAAUAUCUAUUACAAAAGGUAAAUGGAAACUGUAAAAGAAUAACUUAUUUGUGAUCCUCAAGAAGGCUAAAAAUAUUAUAAUAGCAGAUACUUUGUCACCCAAUAGCAAAUUUUUAAGCUUAUAAUUCACCUAAAAUAUGUGUACAAGUUUCAUGAAGAAUAAAAUAGUUUCAGUUUACUUCUGUUUCAUUUUCAUCUCAUGCUGUUACAGAUUUUUCACACAUGAUUUGCAUUAAUUCAUCUUACAACAGAACUGUAUUUUAUCCUUGUAGCUUCUUACCCAUUUUAUUUUCCUAACUGUCAAACACAAUCUUAGCUUUAAUAUUAUUCUUCACACUGCCAAAUGUAAGACUCCUAAAAUAGGAAGAUGAAGUAUAUUUAAAUAUUACUUUUACAAAUUAAUUUUAAAAUCCUUUGUGGGUAUUUUAAAAAUUAGCAACAUAGAAUUGUUUUUCACCUUUUCCAUUUUAAAAUUUGCU